Hibiscus syriacus is the source of this 884-nucleotide messenger RNA. Its product is annotated as probable NAD(P)H dehydrogenase (quinone) FQR1-like 1. The record is from RefSeq and is a predicted model, not a curated record. NCBI's taxonomy places the organism in Eukaryota, Viridiplantae, Streptophyta, Magnoliopsida, Malvales, Malvaceae. Gene Ontology annotation, molecular function: FMN binding; NAD(P)H dehydrogenase (quinone) activity. The coding region runs from base 132 to 743 and encodes 203 amino acids. The transcript is spliced from 4 exons.
AACGUCACUAUAAUUCUUUAAAUAAAGGGUCUUCCUUCCUCUCCCUCCCUGCCUAAAACAGAACAUUUCCAUCAACCAACCAAAAGAAAAGCUUUCAAAAGCAAAGAAAACAGAGCUAACCAAAAGACAAAAUGGUUGCCAAAGUAUACAUUGAUUACUAUUCCAUGUAUGGACAUGUUGAGAAGCUGGCCCAAGAGAUUAAGAAAGGAGCUGAAUCUGUUGUGGGUGUAGAAGCCAAACUUUGGCAGGUUCCGGAAACACUGCCGGAGGAAGUUCUUGGAAAAAUGCACGCACCACCGAAGUCUGACGCCCCUAUCAUUACACCAGACGAGCUCUCCGAGGCGGACGGUGUGCUUUUCGGCUUUCCUACUAGAUUUGGUAUGAUGUCUGCACAGUUCAAAGCUUUCAUGGACUCAACCGGUGGUCUGUGGAGAACACAGGCCCUGGCUGGCAAACCAGCUGGGAUUUUCUAUAGCACUGGUUCCCAAGGAGGUGGACAAGAGACUACCCCCUUAACUUCAAUCACUCAACUUACUCACCAUGGUAUGCUUUUUGUGCCCAUUGGAUAUUCCUUUGGUGCUGGUAUGUUCGAGAUGGAGCAAGUGAAGGGUGGAAGUCCUUACGGUGCUGGAACUUUUGCCGGGGAUGGAUCGAGACAGCCGUCGGAGCUCGAGCUAGCACAGGCUUUCCACCAGGGGAAGUAUUUUUCUGACAUCGCAAAGAAGCUCAAGGGAACAGCUUGAUGAUAUUUCACUUAAUAUUCCACUUUAUAAGCAUGUGUUUGUUUUUUUUUUCACCUUUUUCAUUUGACUUGCUCGACAUCUUGUCACAGACUUGCAUUGUUUCUUCAAGAAUAAAUCAGUGGAUUUAUCUCCAUUAUUAUA